AUAAAACAAUUUAGCUAGUUUUUAACUUUGUGGCACAGUUGCUUUCUCCCUCCCAUCCCCUAAGAAGUAUUUGCAAGCCCCAGAGUUUUUAGCCAAGAUGGCGUCCAUCCUGGAUCAGUACAUGCAGGCUUCUGCAGGCGAAAACUUGAAUCCUUUUCUAGGACCAGACGUCACUGAACCGAUCUCAACUGGAUACAUUGAUGUUAGAAGCGAGGAUGAAGUUCCAAUAUUUCGGCGGCAAAAGAUCAACUUUAGACCUCCAAGCACAAUUGUGGAUGUUGUGGUCUGCAACAAUAUGGUGGCCAUAGCUCUGAGCAAUAAUGUCUUAAUGAGGCUAGACUUGUCAAACCCUAGUGAAAUAGAUCGUGUUGAUAUAACCAAACGCGUUGAUGACUCUAUCCAUCGAAUCUUCAUGGACCCCACAGCUAGACAUCUCAUUGUCUGCAUGAAAUCCCAAGAAUCCUUUUAUUUAGCGAGAAAUUCCAAGAAACCCAAACCAUUGGCAAAGAUGAAGGGGCAUCUUAUUAAUGCCAUUGCUUGGAAUAAAUCCAAACUGACAGAGAGCUCUACCCAGACCAUUCUCCUGGGAACAACCAAAGGUUUGUUGUAUCAGUCAACCUGUUUAGAUGUCUGGAGAAUGUACCUUGAACGAGGAGAAUUUGAAUUAGCCAAGGAAUAUUGUAAGGAUAAUCCUGCAAAUUUGGACAAAGUUUUAACUAAGCAAGCUGAGGAGCUUUUUGACAACAAGAGCUACACCAAUGCUGCCAAGUGCUAUGCUCAAGCACAAGUCUCUUUUGAAGAAGUUGCCUUAAAGUUUAUUCAAGUGGGGGAGAGACAGGCCUUAAGAAUGUUCCUGCUGAAAAAACUUGAUAGUCUUAAAAACCAGGACAAGACGCAAAUGACAAUGUUGAUUAUGUGGUUGAUAGAACUGUAUUUGAAUGACCUGGGCAGUUUAAAAGAGAGUGAUGCAAAAUCAAAACGCAAAGACCUGGAGGAGGAGUUCAGGAAAUUCCUGGCACAAACCAAAGUCAAGACAUGUUUGGACCAGAACAGAAAAACUGCUUAUGAUUUGAUUGCUAGUCAUGGAGAUGUGGAAAAUUUAAUAUUCUUUGCUAUGUUGAUGCAAGAUUUUGAGCAUGUAAUUAGCCACCAUAUUCAACAUGAUGACUUCAUGGCAGCAUUGGAAGUUCUCAUUAAACAGACAGACACAGAGCUGUAUUAUAAGUUCUCACCAGUGCUGAUGCAGCAUAUUCCACGGCAAACAGUGAGUGCAUGGAUUGAACAGAAGAAGAAAUUGGACCCACGGCGGCUGAUUCCUGCUCUUGUUCACUAUCAUCAGCAAGGAAAAUCAACACAGACUGAGGAAGCCAUCCGCUACCUGGAGAUCUGUAUAGAGAGGUUAGGAAACAGAGACCAAGCUAUUCAUAAUUAUCUACUGUCCUUGUAUAUUGAGCAAGAUGAUGAUCUGUCAUUACUACGAUACCUGCAAAUGCAGGGACAGGACCCUGAAGAAGUGUGUUAUGACAUGAAGUAUGCUCUCAGACUUUGCUCUGAGCACAACAAGCAGCAGGCCUGUGUGCACAUUUACAGUACAAUGGGACUCUUUGAGGAAGCUGUUGACUUGUCUUUAAAGGUUGAUGUUGAUCUUGCUAAAAUUCAAGCUCAAAAGCCUCCAGAAGAUGAUGAAGUUUUGAGAAAGAAGCUGUGGUUAAGAAUUGCGCGACAUGUGGUGGAGGAAGAACGAGAUGUUAAAAAGGCAAUGGAGUUUUUGAACCAAUGUGAACUUCUCAAGAUUGAGGAUAUCCUUCCUUUUUUCCAGGAUUUUGUCACAAUUGAUCAUUUCAAGGAUGCCAUUUGUUCUUCACUUCAUGAAUACAAUCAACAUAUUGAAGAACUGAAAAGUGAAAUGCAGGAAGCCACAGAAAGUGCCAAAACAAUAAGAUCAGACAUCCAUGAAAUGAGGAAUAAAUACAGUAUAGUUCCAGCACAAGAAAAGUGCGCAAUCUGUUCAUAUCCUCUGCUUACACGAGGCUUCUAUGUGUUUCCCUGUCAUCACGCCUUCCAUUCAGAUUGUUUGAAGAAUGAGAUACUACCAAAUCUUAAAGAAAAACAGAGAGCUAAAGUUCAGGAACUUUAUAGCCAGCUAUACACUCCAUCAAGAACUGACUCAUCCACUGUCACACCAGCUUCCCGAGAGUCUGUUAAGAAUGAGCUGGAUGACCUAAUUGCAUCUGAAUGUCUCUAUUGUGGUGAAAUUAUGAUUAGAACUGUUGAUCAACCAUUUAUCUUGCCAGAUGAAUAUGAGAGUGUACUGGAAAGCUGGCAGUAAUUUUAGUUAAGAGAACAUUUAUUUAUAAUGAAUGAGUGGUAAUAAUAUUAUUAAAAACAAAAAUUAGUAUCAAGUCAGCCCAGUCUCCUCUGCUUCUUUUUGUUUGGUUGCCAUGGAAACAAGGCAUGCAAUGUAAUUGAUGCAAAAUUAAUGGUGCACUUGUUGCUGAGGAAUGUAAAACUAAUUUUAAGAAACCAUUAUAUCUUUGUACUAGUUAAGAGUACUAACUGAAGAGGGAAUGCUGUCACUUUUCAUAUACUAUAUUUAUGUGCUGAGAAAACUGAAUGAUGCAGUUGAUUCUUUUAAACUGACACAUUAUGAGACUAAAGGUUAGAGGCUGAUUACCUCAGGUUCAGUCGUAGUGGGCUCAUCACCAAGUUGUUUGUAGUAAGAGAUAUAUAAACUUUACCCAGAACUUAAGAAUUCUAACUCAUUAUUUGUAUGCAGUUUCAACUUAAUUGUAUAUUAAUAGAGUAUAAAAAUGUACAGAAAGAAAACCCCAAAGCUGCAGCAAUAAUAAAGCGUGAAACUUGUCUCUAAUUUAACGUGAACAAUCUGUAUUGUCAUAACUCAACAUGACAGGUGACUUCAAAUACACUAGAAAUAUUUUC
Orbicella faveolata is the source of this 2940-nucleotide messenger RNA. RefSeq names its product vacuolar protein sorting-associated protein 18 homolog. The record is from RefSeq and is a predicted model, not a curated record. Gene Ontology annotation, cellular component: endosome; HOPS complex. Gene Ontology annotation, molecular function: protein-macromolecule adaptor activity. Gene Ontology annotation, biological process: organelle fusion; intracellular protein transport; lysosome organization. NCBI's taxonomy places the organism in Eukaryota, Metazoa, Cnidaria, Anthozoa, Scleractinia, Merulinidae.